CCCAUCCAGGGAGAGUAGAAAUACUCCUAGUUGCUUCAUGCUACAGAAACCAGGAUAAGCUCCAGCUUGAUGGGCCACUCGGGCUUGUAUCCAGACUUUAGCUACCUACCUCACCUAAGUAGACUAAAUAAGAUCAUUUUCUUCAAUUUUUGAAAGAUCUUGUGAGCAUUUUCUUAAGAUGUCUGAUAAUUUAUGAAUCAAAAUAGUCAUUUGUGAACAUUGUCUAUUAAAGGUCCUUAGAACAUUUUUGACGUUAAUUCCGAAGUCUGGUAACAAUGUCUUAGGGAGAUCUCAAGAUGUUGUCAUUUACUCCAUUCUAGCUGCUCACUAUAUCCAGGCGAAGAAGAAGGAAAUAUCUGAUGCAUACCUUAAGUUAUUGUUAGACAUUUUUGUAUGGGUCAAUAUAUUUUAUACAUAACUUUUCUCAGUAAAAUGAAACUUAAUGAAACACUGCUAACAGUUUAUAACAUAAAGUUCCAUUCAAAACUGUUUGUAUUUUCCUGUUCUUUGACAGAAUUGAUUGGAAAUGCUUUGAGUAAGUCAUUUGGUAAAGGAGGGAAGUCACCAAGCCUCUCUGAGGUGGUUGAUUAUGAAGUUCCCAUGAUAGUGUUAGCGUCAUUUUCUCUGCUUGCUGCACUGGUUAUUCCCAUUGUUGGCCUUGUGUUCUGUUGCUGCCGUUGUAAAGGAAAGUGUGGUGCUUCUAUUGAUGAUAGCAAACUCAAGCAGCAUCCUACUAAAGAACGGAUAGCUUACUCUGCAGGAAUCCUUGUUUGUGCACUGUUUAUUAUUCUUGCAGGUAUAUUCAUCUUAGCUUCAAGUGUUAGAAUGAACAAGAGUGUUCCACAUGCAAGAACUGUUUGGUCAGACUCAUUUGCUGAUAUUUAUACUUAUACUGACAAUACACUCAAGGAACUAAAUCAUAUUGUAUCUAAAGAGGCUGUUCCUACAGUUGAUGUUUUGCUGGAGGAUGUCAUUGCAAUGGGCAGAGAUGUAGUUAUUCCUGUUCUUGAAAAAGGAGCACCUAUAUUUGGAAGACUUUAUGACAAUGUGAAGGACCUUGACAAUGCACUCAGCCAGUCUGUGUACCUUUUUGUUGAAAUACAAAGCACAGUAUCAUCACUGAAGUCAACAAGUAACAACAUUCAACUUGAACUAACAGCAGCACAGAAAAAUUUAACAGAUGCUCAAGACAAGUGUAAUAAAGAUGGAGGGGGAAACACAUGUAAUGAAAUUCCUAUUGGUAAUGAGCUGACAACUGAAGCAAACUUCACCAAGGUCCCUAAUAUUACUGACAACCAAAGGAAAGUAGAGGAUGUUUUGAAGACAAAUUUAUCAGAUGAAGUUGUAAAGGGUAAUGAUUCAGUUCACAACAUUCCUGAGAAAGUUCAGAACUUGACAACAAAUUUAACUAAUGAGUUUCAGAAUUUCACAGAUAAAAUAAACAAUGUGCAAGGAGAUGUACUAAAGCCUCUGGAAGAUGACAUCAAUAAGUACAUUCAGGAUGAACUUAAUCCAAUCAGAGAUGACGUGCACGAGAAGUAUCUUGGUCCUGAUGGAAUGUUGACCAAAUAUGAUAAUUACAGGCAUGUGAUUUUCAUUUUAAUAGGAGUGCUGUGUUUAGUGGAUGGCCUGUUGUUAGUACUUGCUGUGAUGUUAGGAUUGUGUGGCUCAAUGAGGUAUGACACACCCAACACCAGAAGUAACAUUGCAGACUUGGGUGGAAGGCUUAUGAUUGGAGCUGCUGGUCUGUUCUUCUUUUCUGCAUUUCUCAUCAAUUUUCUGGCUGGAAUUGUUUUCCUUUUGGGAACAAAUGUUGCAAUACUUUGUGAUGGCUUGCCAGAUUAUAAACUGCUUCAAAAGACUAUAGAUGACCCAAACAUUAUGGGAGAUUACAUAUUGGCACAAAAGCUACUCAGCGAUGGUCGUGUUCCACUGACCAUGUCUGGAGUGCUUGGUGAUUGUUCCAAAAAUAAUGCUCCUUGGGAUGUUCUAAAGAUGGAUUAUUUGUACAAUCUCUCGGAUGUCCUCAACUACAAAGAUCAAAUUCCUCCUAUAACUGAAGUGUUUGCUGAACUCAACAAAACUGUUGGGGAUACUACAGUGUUGUCAGAUGAAGCCAAGAAAAGCAUAAAUGAUUCAUCAGAUGCUGGUGUUCAGGAAAUUAACUACACUCAAUAUAAGGAACAGGUGAAUAAGCCCAUCGUUAAAGUUCCUCUGCCGUCAUUUGCAUCCAACGUCACUAAAGCUGCUAAUGCAACGAAAGGUGUCAGCCAGGGAGCAGUUAGUGAUCAGUUGACGGAUACAGCAAACAGGCUUGAACAUGUUCAUACAACAGUUGUUAAACCAGCUCAGGAACAGGCGGUUAAGCUGGGGCAGCUUACAAGUAACCUUAAGCAAAUAGCAAUUGCUAUUGAGGAUUCAUUUCAAGGAAUAAUCACAGGUCUGAGUGAUGCGGAACAUUUUUUGGCAAAUGAAGCACUUUCAAUUGCUGCGAGGGGAGUUACAAAGCACUGGGACACAGUUUUUGGAGAUGUGGAUUCGUUGUUGGCCCACGUAAUUCAUCAGGUUCGGUUCGAUGUGGGACGAUGUGAGACCGUGUCUAACAUAUACCGUGGGCUCACUGGCUCCCUAUGUCGUCAUUAUGCAGCAGGAAUGAAUGCCUCUUGGGUUGCAUUUGGACUUUGUGCCCUAUUUCUUGUUAUUUCUAUCAUCCUUUGUAUGAAGGCUUCCAAACAUUUCCGACGGGUCUCAUUUAGUGGAGAAAGUGAUGAACCAGGAGAGGAAGAAAUGUUAGAAUUACCGUGGAUGGACGAAGUGCCUGGGCAGAAAUGAAAGCAAUGUAAAUCUUCAUUAGCUGUCUAGGACACGAUGUCACCUCAACACCGCCAGCGUUAAUUUCUGAGUACAUGAGAGCCAUAGAUAAACCAUCCCAACAAACAGAUCAACGCAUUCAUGAAGCUCACUUGCCUAGUAUUGUACUACGAAUUGUUGUAAUUACGACUGUCCCCGCUGUUGAAUGAGCAUACUUCGAAUUCAGAUAUGUCUCAUUCUGUUGCGCAGUAAGUGGAAACAUGAAGGAUUCCGUUAGAAUUUUGUUUGUCCAUGUAAGAAGUGGACUAAGCUGUGUAGGAAUAGACUUGUAUGCUUUUUCAAAUAGUUAAGUCUAUGCUAGGAGACCCAGAGGGCGAUAAUUGGUACAGAAGAAUAGUUUGCGAAAGCCUGUGGUAAACCAUCACUCGCACUCACUCGUUUCGUUGAUGCUAAUGUCUUCUUGAUUUGCCUCUGGGUUUCUGCGGUUUCUGCUAGAGGAAAGGAGGUAGAUAUCCACAAAUUAUAAUGAGUGAGGUGGAUAAUUGUCAGUACCCUUUCGUAAAGGCCAUGUUUCUCAAUCGCGUACGUCAGGAGUUAGGGAGACAUCAUCACAAAUUUGAUUGUUCUUUUGAAUAAUUAUAGAAUAUUAGAUAACAAAUAAUCAUUAAAAUAUGACAAAAUUCUUCCAAAGCUUUUAUAGAAAUGGUGGUGGAAGUGAGACGGUUAAGGGGUUUUGUAAAAUUAAGAUUUCACUUGUGAGUAGAAGUAACUACUACUAUUUUUAAUUAAUUAAUGAAAUACUUUAUUUACACUGCAAAAAAUAUAGAUCAGCUGAAUUUUUAAAAAGCCAACACGACAUAAAAAAAUAUAUCAAAAACGUUUCUCUCAGUAUUUUAUUAAACUUUUAUCCACUUAGUUGAGAGAUCCCAUUUACAUUCUAACAAUUCUGUUUUGUCUUGUUUAUUCCUUUAAAUUGUAUAGGAAUCCUCCUACGAUGUAACGUGGAAUCUUUGUUUACAAUAUUUUCCUCAUUAUCAUAAGCGAUCCAGUUUCUGAUCAAGCAACAAAAUGUCAGUUCUGAAAAUCGAAAGGGCAUAGCACGAUUCGCUGUUCCAAGAAGUUUGAGUCCACUGUACUGAAAACUUUUUGUGCAACGGGCGUUAGAAACUCAAAAUUUUACAAAGAAUGUACGAGCUCAUUAGCUCUUUUGCCCCUCAGAAAUUUUGCAGAUUUGAAAGCCAAUCUAGCCUUGAAUAUCACACUUAAAAGCCACGUAUUUCACCAAAUAAGUGGCUCCCAUAUCUCAUUAAAUGUUUGUAGUCAAUUCGUAUCUACUAUGAUGUCGUCUCUGCGCCAAGUCGCAUGUUAAUGAGGAAAAAUGUAAACAAUGACGUCAGCGACAGUCCGCUUUUGUAUCUGUUGUGUAAUCAAAAAGAAGAAAAAAAAAUCAGUAAACUUGCCAAGAAUAGUCACCAGAUUUUUAAGAGACAGAAAAGUUGCAACUUGAGAGAACUUGUACAGGAAUUUUUUAGUUGUUAUGAGCUUUUACUAGAGUUUACGUAACAUUGAGUUGUGUUUACGAGAUCAUUCUUUCUAUGGACAUGUCGGAAAUUGAUCAGUUUUACUCAGUCUAUCUUGUUCUUAAAGAUUAGAAAUUUCAAUUAUGCCUUUUUAAGACAAGGUUAAUCAAAUAGGUAAACACAAGAAUAUUUAUACACUAAAUGUAAUGAAUCAGUCAAAAUGUAUUUUCUCUGAACUGUCAUUCGAAAAUUUAGAGCUGAACAUAGAUGCUGGCACUUAAAUAAAUGAUAUUACAGUAAUACGAAGUCAAAUUCAUUUGUCACUAUUUGUGGAUUGGACGUAUCAGAUGACCUCGCGUUGGAUUCUGCCUUUCCGUCCCUGUCUUCCUGUGCGUGUUUGUACCAUCCUACAGUUCUGUAUAGUUUGAAUUCGGUGAGGGAAUAUUUCUUCUCUAAAAGGGUCUGUAACGACUGUGAAAAUAUUGAGUGGGAUUGGGGUGAGUCAAAAUUUAUCGAUUUCCUUUAAUUCGUGGUUUAAACAGGCGAGUGUAAUUACUUUUAACUGUGAGGAGACUAUUAAUACGUCGGUUGGCGCGAAAAACAAUUGA
Molecule: messenger RNA, 4939 nt
Organism: Orbicella faveolata
Lineage: Eukaryota; Metazoa; Cnidaria; Anthozoa; Scleractinia; Merulinidae
Product: prominin-1-A-like
Cellular component (GO): membrane
Source: RefSeq, a predicted model, not a curated record